AUGGAAAACGCAGAUUUCAAAACUGGUGGCAGAGAGGAUGCUGCAAAUGAUGGGUUUAUAGAAGGGUCUGAUAGCCCGUCUCGCAGGAGGACCAGGGGAAGGGUUAGGGUUUCGAAUAGUAGGGGCACUGGUCCUGUUGCGAAAGGGGAAGCCCCUUCAGAUAUGGAUGGGGUAGAAUGGAUUGACCCGAACGGGUUUUGUCGUUCUAAAGAGGAUGGCGGAGUGCGGUCAUGGCUCAAGGAACUGGGACUGAGUAGGUAUGCCCCUGUUUUUGAGAUACAUGAAGUGGAUGACGAGGUGCUGCCAUUGCUGACUCUGGAUGAUUUGAAAGAUGAGAUCCCCAUGAUAGAUCGAUUUAAGCGAUAA
This is a messenger RNA of Zingiber officinale, 366 nucleotides long. RefSeq lists its product as uncharacterized. NCBI's taxonomy places the organism in Eukaryota, Viridiplantae, Streptophyta, Magnoliopsida, Zingiberales, Zingiberaceae. Gene Ontology annotation, molecular function: protein binding. Bases 1 to 366 code for a protein of 121 amino acids. The transcript has a single exon. The record is from RefSeq and is a predicted model, not a curated record.